AUGAAGUCAUUUCGGCUCGGUUUUCCGGAUACGCCAUUUCAGCUUCAAAACAUUCCUAUCCCCGAGCCGGGUCAAAGCCAGGCCCUGAUCGCUGUCAAAGCCGCUGGCCUCUGCCAUACCGACGCCCACUAUGUCGAGGGUCACGGCAUCGAAAUGCUGCCGUCUCUUCCCCUUACACUCGGGCACGAAGUAGCUGGGACUGUUGUAAAGCUCGGAUCCGAACCUUGUCCGGUUCAAGUUGGUGAUCGCGUUGCUGUGGCUCUGGUAGCUCACCCUGUCGAAAAGGCAACCCGGGCCACGACGAUUGGGCUCGGCUACGACGGAGGCUACAGUGAAUUUGCGCUAGCUCAUUAUGAGCACCUAGUCAAGAUUCCAGACGGUGUGACAUUUGCCCAGGCGGCUGUUGCCACGGAUUCGAUUUCGACGGCGUACCACGCCACAGUGGUGACCGGCGGAGUUACAAAAUCCGCAAAGGUGGCAGUCAUUGGGAUUGGUGGCCUCGGACUCAAUGCAGUUGCCAUUUCGGUAUUGCAAGGCGCUAAGGUCUAUGGAAUCGAUCUCAACGAAGCCAAAUACGACGAUGCAAAACGCUUAGGCGCGGUUGCGUGUUCCUCACGCCUCGAUAGUUUUGCGGGUGUUGUUUUCGACGUCGUUCUCGACUUUGUUGGAUCUACGUCAACAAUUUCCGCCGCUCUAUCAUCGGUCAGGAAGGGCGGGACAAUUGUCAUGGUGGGACUCGACGGCAAGAAUGUGGAAGUCUCAUCUGUCAUGUUGGUGACAAAGAGUGUCAGUGUGAAGGGCUCAUUUGGCUCGUCAAAGGAGGAGCUAGUGGAGGUGUUGAACUUGAUUGCUUCACGCAAAAUCACUCCGAAAUUGACGGAGAUACCAUUCGAAGAUGUGCCCAAGGGAUUGGAAGCCAUCAAAAAGAACAAAGUAGAGGGUCGGUUGUUUGUCCAACCCAACGCAGACUAG
Molecule: messenger RNA, 972 nt
Organism: Ilyonectria robusta
Lineage: Eukaryota; Fungi; Ascomycota; Sordariomycetes; Hypocreales; Nectriaceae
Product: chaperonin 10-like protein
Exons: 1
Coding region: 1-972 (323 amino acids)
Molecular function (GO): oxidoreductase activity
Source: RefSeq, a predicted model, not a curated record